AUGGCUGGUUUUGCCCCCAUAGCCGCAACCACCAUUAUUCCAAGCAUUGCGGCAAUCCCCGAUGUAUCCAGCCUGCCCGCGUGCGGCCAAACCUGCUUUGGCAAUAUAUUUGCGCAGUACUCGGGCUUCGGCUGCGCCAGCCCCCAGGAUUCGUACUGCUUUUGCAACAAAGCCAAUUUUAGCAACGGCUUGCGCAAUUGCUCCAACGGCGCCUGCGGGUCCGACGCCGCGGCGGCCAGCAGCGCCAUCGCCUUUGGCAGCGCAUACUGCGCCAACGCGUUUGCCACGCAUACGGCCACGGGGCUGGCCGCCCUGCCGUCGUGCGGGCAAACGUGUUUCAACAACAUGGUCGCGCAAUAUUCGGCGCUGAGGUGCGCCAGCUCCGUGCUGCCUUUGUAAGAGUGCAAACUUUGGGUUCGGGCUGCGUGACUGCGCCAACGGGGCGUGCGGCACGGCGGUGGCGCCGACGGUCAUUGCGUAUGGGAGCUCGUACUGCGCGUCUGUUACGGCGGCUCCGUGGUUAGGG
Molecule: messenger RNA, 526 nt
Organism: Gaeumannomyces tritici R3-111a-1
Lineage: Eukaryota; Fungi; Ascomycota; Sordariomycetes; Magnaporthales; Magnaporthaceae
Exons: 2
Coding region: 1-399 (132 amino acids)
Source: RefSeq, a predicted model, not a curated record